This is a messenger RNA of Cyprinodon tularosa, 1294 nucleotides long. RefSeq lists its product as uncharacterized. Gene Ontology annotation, cellular component: external side of plasma membrane. NCBI's taxonomy places the organism in Eukaryota, Metazoa, Chordata, Actinopteri, Cyprinodontiformes, Cyprinodontidae. Bases 10 to 918 code for a protein of 302 amino acids. The record is from RefSeq and is a predicted model, not a curated record. Gene Ontology annotation, biological process: positive regulation of T cell proliferation; negative regulation of T cell proliferation; immune response. The transcript is spliced from 6 exons.
GCAGGUCAGAUGAACAUUAAAGCUGUGAUUGGAGAGAACAAGAUUCUACCAUGUAGAGCUGAAAACAGACCCAUCAGAGUGGUAGAGUGGAGGAGGACGGAUAUAAAGGAAGGAAGUAUUCUACGGUACAGACAUGAUGCAGUGGAUACAAGACGCCAGCAUCCAUCUUUUAAGGACAGAGUGAUUUUCCAGGACAUAGAGAUGAAGGAUGGAGACGUGUCUUUGGUUCUCAUUAAUGUGACGAUGAAUGAUGCUGGAACAUAUGAGGCUGAGGUUGUUUAUCAUGGAAAAAACAGAGAGAAGAAUCUCAUCUGCUCCAUCCACCUACAUGUAACUCCUCCUCCUUCAGAUCAAUUGCCAUCCUGGGCCAAAGCUCUGCUGGUUAUCCUGGUUCUAAUUUUCAUUGGUAUUCUUCUCUAUUGUUGUUGUUGUUGCCGUUCAGGCUCAGUCCCACAGGUGGAGGUGAAGGCGGGGGAGGAGUCUGUCCUGCUGCCCUGCAGAACCAGAGAUAACCUGCCUGGAGACGCUAGAGUGCAGUGGAUGUACCAGUGGAACAGGAUGGUCCAUGUGUUUGAGAACGGUUCUGAUCGUCCUGGAGAACAAAACCAGUUCUACAGCAACAGAACCAAGAUGAAUGAAGACCCGCUGAGAACUAGAGACCUCAGUCUGACUCUGAGACACCCAACAGAUGGAGACAGUGGAACCUUCACCUGCAUCGUCUACAGCAACGAGGGAAAGAUCCUGAUGACGAAACUCGUUGAGCUAAAGGUCAAAGUCCAUCAGGUGGAGGUGGAGGAGGGGGCGGAGUCUGUGCUGCUGCCGUUCAAGACAACAUUACCUGAGGAGCUGGGAGAGGUCACAGUGGAGUGGAUAGACGUUGGUAGAAACAGGGUUGUCCAUGUGUAUGACAGGUUCUGAUCAGCCUGAAGAUCCGUCCAAUGAAACCAGAACCAAGAUGAACAACGAUGCUCUGAAAACUGGAGACUUCAGUCUGACCUUGAAAAAUCCAACAAUGGAGGACAGUGGACCGUACAGAUGUAGUGUUGAGAAGGACAACAAACUGCUGAGAGUGAAAACAGUUUAUCUCACAGUCAAAGCAAAAAUAGGUUCAGUCCGGAACCAACUCUGACAGCUGGAGGUCUGAUGUGUUUAAGGUGCAGAGAAACAGUGGGAAUUAUUAACACUGCAGUCAGAACAGCAACAGAUUGAACAUCUGAACCCAGAUGGACCCAGAACUCUGAUCCAGAACCAGCCUGAACCUCCUGAGAAACAACCUCUCCAUCAUUAUUUACCA